This is a messenger RNA of Parasteatoda tepidariorum (common house spider), 3250 nucleotides long. RefSeq names its product tripartite motif-containing protein 2. The record is from RefSeq and is a predicted model, not a curated record. Gene Ontology annotation, cellular component: nucleoplasm. Gene Ontology annotation, molecular function: zinc ion binding; protein binding; ubiquitin protein ligase activity. Lineage: Eukaryota; Metazoa; Arthropoda; Arachnida; Araneae; Theridiidae.
UAGAAAGUGAAUUCCAACCAGUUUCGUUAGUGUUAUGUAGUGGUUGCUAUGAUCAAAAAUACCUUUAUAAUGUGAAAGUCACAGAAUAGAACGAAAAUCAGAAAGACCACAUUUAUCUUUGUGUAAUAGUUUUUCUGUAGAAUUGGAUGUGUACAUUGUUUAUGCGACUCGGCGAUAUUUUCAAAUGCCAACAAAACAGGUUGAAAGCAGUUAAAAUUCGGAAUAUAUUAUGUAAUUCCGUAUUAUGUAUACGUUCUUUUAUUUUGCUACGUAGAAGUCAAUCAACUUUUGUUAAUGGAUAAUUUCAACUAAACGAUAUUCACUUUUUUUUAAAAUUUUACAAGUGGGAGUUUGCAAGACUUGCAUUGGAAUAAUGAAUAGGUAUUUGGAAAAAUAUUUAGUCCAUAGAAAUUCUAGUCUUUUGGAAAAGCAUAAUAGUGCUUGUAAGAAGCUAGAAAAUUACUUCAUAGCAGUAAGGUGUCUUAUUGAUUAAGGUACUUAGAGAGUAGAGAAAAAAAAGGAUGACUUCAUCUACACUAGUAGAAACUGUUUCUAUUGAUUAUGAAGAUUUCAGUGAAAGCUUCCUCACGUGUGGGACUUGUUUGUGCACGUACGAUGGCCAGGAGCAUACUCCGAAAUUGUUACCCUGUUCCCAUACUGUAUGCCGUAGCUGUUUGGAAAGGAUAGCUGCUGGUAAUGGAGUGCGAGAUGCUGGUUCGUUUCGCUGUCCUAUAUGCAGGGAAACGAUUCCCUUGCCUCGUGGCGGCGUUAAUGCACUUCCACCAAGUUUUCUUGUCAAUCAACUUUUAGAUCUCAUGUCACGCCAGAGGAGGGAAGUGAUUCCUAAAUGUUCCCUCCAUUCUACACAAGAACUUCUUUUUUGCGAGACAUGCGACUGCGUCUUUUGUAGACUGUGCACUACAGGAGCGCAUGGAAAUGGCACUGAGAGUGGCCAGCACACUGUCAUACCAUUUUCCAUCGCUAUAAAGAGGAUGUCGGAGAUUCUUUUAUACAAGGCACACUUAUGCAUCAGCAAAUUAAAUAAAGCAGCAGAAAAUGUGAAUGAGGAGAUAACAAAGUUGGAUUCUACGGCGGAUGAAACCUUUGAAGCCAUAAAUCGUUCAGUGCAGGAAAUCACUGCGGCCAUAGAGCAGAGGCGUUGUGAACUCAUAGAAAUGGUAAAAAAGCUAAGGAACAAUAAAAAGAAAAUACUUGUGGAUCAACUGUCUAUCAUUGAAUCUGAAAAAGAAAAAGUGGAACAACAGUGCAAUGGCCUUCAGUACCAAGUCGAAGUCCGUAACAUAACCAACAGGAUAAGCGAUUUGAAUAAAAAGCUGGAUUCUCUAAAUGCUGUAAUGGAACCAAGAGAAAAUGCUUUUCUCAAAUAUGAAUGUGAACACAAUUCUGCAUCCAGUGACAUUGAGAAGUCCUUGAGAGAAUUUGGCAGAGUUCGUUCUAGUACCACUUAUCCCGCUUUGUGUUGUGCUGCUGUCGAACCAUGCUCUGCUCAUUUGGAAUCCACUGCCUGUGUAACUACCUAUGAUUAUCAUGGAACACCUCAGACCGAUGGGGGCGAUCCCGUUGUCAUCGAUUUAAGGUAUGAGAAUGGUGAUAGUGUCAAAACCCAUCUCCUUGAUAGAAACAAUGGCACCUACGAUAUUAAUUUCCUCCCUGAACAACCUGGCAAUUAUAAGCUUAACGUAACCGUGUUUGAUCGUCCUAUAAAAGAUAGUCCUUUUCAUUUUGUAGCAUCAGAGCAUAUAAAUCCCAUUUCACAGUAUGGUUUGCGGGGUAGUGGAGAUUUGCAUUUCUUGCAGCCGGUUGGUAUAGCAGUCUCUAAAAGUGGUGAUAUUUUUGUUCUUGAUACUGGAAAUAGUAGAAUAAAGUCACUGACCAGUGAUUAUGAAUUGAUACGUCACGUAAGUAAUGUUGGAAUGGAAGAACGCAGCGGUACAGGUAUAGCCCUCUCUCUGAAAAAUUCAUUGUUUAUAGCUAAUUGGAGAUCUAAAUACAUCACAGAGAUAGAUUUUGAAGGUUCUGUAAUUCAAAAAUUCACUCAUGUGGAUUUUGUGGAGCCAAUUGAUCUUGCUAUUAAUAGCAAAGGCCAGAUAUUGAUAGCCGAUAAUGGAGCUUGUUCAGUUUUUGUUUUCGACUCCUCUGGUUGUUUUCUCUCUCGAUUUGGUAAAAAAGGUACUGAAAAUGGUGCAUUCAAUCUGAUAAGUUCUGUAACUGUUGGUCCACAAGAUGAAGUUGUCGUAAGCGAUUCAAGAAUUCAAGUAUUUAGUGCAGCUGGGAAAUUUUUGAGGGAAAUUUAUCCAGAGGGAAAGAGUAAAGGUCACCAUGGGGGUAUUGUAUAUGAUGGGAAAGGAAAUCUCUUAGCCACUCGGUGUGAAAAAUCAGGCAGUUUCAUUCAGGUUUUUAGUUAUCAGUCUGGUAAUUUACAGUUUGUUAUUGAUAGUCACGAUGCAAAGUUGAAACGACCUAGUGGUCUUGAUAUAACUGACAACCACCAUGUUUAUGUUGUAGAUCUUGGUAAUGAUUGUAUAAAAAAGUUCCGUUACCGAUAAAUAUUAAUAGAAUCACUACUUCUUAGUCAUGAGCCAGUAUAUAUAUAUUUUUAAAUUUAUCCAACUCGAAAAGUUUUCUCAUUUUUUAGCUCUUAGCAGAAUUUCUAUAGAUAAGAAUAAAGUUUUUGAUUUUUUUAAAAAAUUACUUCUCAGAUAUAGCUACGAUUAGCAAAGUUUAAUUUUUCCUGUUCCUAAUACAAUGUCAAUGAUCGUUCAAUUUAGCUAAUGUAAAGUGUAUUUCAAAUUAAGUAAACUUUCUUAAAGUCUGAUUUGUGUUAAGAGAUAUUCUUAAAAUAUUGGUGAAAAUAGAAAUUGUUAAUUAGCUCCUAGAUAAAAUAGUUGGUAUUACUCUUGGUUGCAAUAUUAUCUGAGAUAAUUUUUCAGAUAAAACAAUUAUCUUUGUGUUUUAUUUUAUUGGCUGUUAGUGAAUACAAAUACAAAGUAGAAUUCUAUUUCAUGAUAAAAUGAAAUUUUCUUUAAUUUUUGAACCAAUAUUGUUUUACAUUUAUACUGGUACAUAUAAUGUCAUUUUAUGUUUAUAACAGCUGUGUAAAGUAAAUACUAAAAUGUACUUAAUUCUUAUGUAUUAUUCAUAGUACCUAUUUUUUGCUGAAUUUCUCAAAUGAAUUAUAUAUUUAGUUUUUAUUUCAAACUCAACUUAAUCUUUGUUAACAGGGGUCUGU